AUGUUUUUGUGUUCUCUUCUUACUGUAUGCCUUAUCUGGGUAUGUUUUGUACCUGCUGUAAGAGCAGAGCAUGAUGGGACAACACAUCCCUUAAUCACUGUUGUCAAUGGCACCUAUUAUGGGCUCCAUAAUUCGCAAUAUAACCAAGACAUAUUUCUUGAUAUGUCAGUCGCGCAGCAGCCGGUCGGUGAUCUUCGUUUUCACGUUCCUCUGCCGUUGAAUACAUCCUGGUCUCUUCCAAGAAACGCAACGGAAUACUCACCCGCCUGUCGCGGCUAUAACCAGAAAAAUGGUGCUUCUGAAGCAUGUCUCACUCUGAACGUCGUGCGGCCACGAGGCUUCAGCCCCAAGAAAAACUCCCGGUUGCUGUCUGGAUUUAUGGCGGAGGGUUUACCUCCGGCUCUUCAUCAGACUCACGAUAUAACUUGUCUUAAAUCGUCGAUCAAUCAGUCAAAAUCGGAAAGCCUAUGA
Molecule: messenger RNA, 471 nt
Organism: Penicillium subrubescens
Lineage: Eukaryota; Fungi; Ascomycota; Eurotiomycetes; Eurotiales; Aspergillaceae
Exons: 2
Coding region: 1-471 (156 amino acids)
Source: RefSeq, a predicted model, not a curated record